This is a messenger RNA of Polyodon spathula (Mississippi paddlefish), 3840 nucleotides long. RefSeq names its product activating signal cointegrator 1 complex subunit 2-like. Gene Ontology annotation, molecular function: ubiquitin binding. NCBI's taxonomy places the organism in Eukaryota, Metazoa, Chordata, Actinopteri, Acipenseriformes, Polyodontidae. Bases 1254 to 2384 code for a protein of 376 amino acids. The record is from RefSeq and is a predicted model, not a curated record. The transcript is spliced from 12 exons. Gene Ontology annotation, biological process: regulation of DNA-templated transcription.
CAUACAGCACUUGAUAUGUUUGCUUUAUUGACUUCAUUGUUUAUCUUGUUGGUGACUGUGAAAUAUCAUUUUGACCCAAACUCUUUUCGGUUUGGUAGGAUUUGAGUACUCUAUGCUGUAAUAUUUUGUUAAAUUAUACGUAAUUUUAUGUCUCAGAAAACGUCAGUUGGCUUCUAUAUGAAUGAGGAAUGCUAUAAUAAUUCACUGGAAUCUAAUGAUGUGUUUGAAAAAAAUAUUAGGUAUGUUGCCUUAACGAAUUAGCCAUCGCCAUGCAAUGUAUAAUGUUUAGAAAAAAAGAAGGGAGGGCUCCUUUAAUCCAGUCCUGGUGCUGGCUUCUUCAUAUUUCCACUGAUGUGGAUAUUUUGUUAACGUUAAGAUUGUAACCAAGUGGCAGAUUUGGCAGUAAGCUUACUGUAUAUUCUACAAUUCUUUUUACUGUAGUUGAACUUGAAGCAGUAUUUUAAAAAGGUCAGUUGCAACGAACUAAAGUAGCGUACUAACUGAACCUGUGGUUGUGUGGAGGUCGGCACUGACAGUCUCCAUGGUAGUUUCAAUCGCAAUGCAUCGAGCGGCUCCAUAGUCUGCAGGUUAGGUUUUAAGUUGUUUUAUAUUGCAACGAACACAACAUGUCAGUCGUCUGUCCCGUAGAGCAUUGUAAAGCAAGAUAUAAAGUUAGUCCAGUGAUCUUUAGACUAAGACUAGUACUAACGUGUUAUUCAUGGUAAUGCACCCCCUUGAUGUGUAUUUUGAACAUAUUAAGCAAAGCGGUUAUCAAGUUAAACAUAUUCUGAACACAAAUAGGAUGCUGUGUGGUCCAGUGGUUAAAGAAAAAGGCUUGUAACCAGCAGGUCCCCGGUUCAAAUCCUGACUCACUGUGUGACUGUGACUGAGCAAGUCACUUAAUGUCCUUGUGCCCCGUGAGACUUAAGUGACUGUAGCUGAUGCAUAGUUUACACACCCUAGUGUCUGUAAGUCGCCUUGGAUAAAGGCGUUUGCUAAAUAAACAAAUAAUAAUACAUUGACGUCAUUUCAAUUCAUCCAUUAUAACUGCUGAUACUUAAAAAAAAAAAAAAAAAAAAAAAAAAACAUUUCUGUUAACUAUUCUCAUCAACAACUAUUCACUCAGGUACUGAAUGUCCUUGCAAUGAGUGUUAUAGAAAUACUUGAGUUAGUACAGAUCUAAGGAGUCAGAUUAAAAGUUUGUUACCAGAAGGGAUUCAGUUUUUCACAAGUACACACGUCACUAAACAGGAAUGUACAUGGGCGUCUCCACUGGAAGAGUUGCAGGUGACAGAGCGGGGUGGGUGCACAGGGAGGGAGCGCACACUGUCGCCUCUGGUGGUGUUCGAUGCUCCCAGCAAUGCCUGGACUCAUACCCGCAACUGGCGCCCUGGGGACUGGACUGUAACCUGGCCACAUCACCCAGGGUCAGCGACAUGCAGAGGCACCUCCAUCGCAGUGUCUUCAUGACCUUCCUCAUGAUGGCUACUCACAAGGAGUCCAGGGAACAUUUCAUCUCUCCUGCUGUAUUUGUAGGGAUUAUUUACAAUAACUUCCUGUUCGACAUCCCCAAGAUCCUGGACCUGUGUGUGCUGUUUGGAAAAGGGAAUGAAACACUUCUGCACAAAAUGAUUGAAAACAUCUUCACUCAGCAGCCUGGUUACUACAGCGACCUUGAUGAGACUGUGCCCACAAUACUACAGGUGCUGGACACUAUCCUGCAGAAGUGUGGGCUGCAGACAGAAGGAGCCUCCUAUGGGCAGCCCCUGAAGCUGGGGGCACAGAGUUCUCCUGGACCCAUGGACAUGAGCGUGAAGGACUUGGUAGAUCUGGUGCUGUACCUGUGUGACACCUACACCACUCUCUACUCCUUCCUGGACAUCUUCCCACCCGCCAGCACCACCUUCCAAAAACACAGCUUCCUUCUCCGGCUGGCUUCUUUUUAUGAGCUUUGUGUUCCUGAGCUUGAGAAUGCGGUGAGGAAGAGAAAGUUUGAAGAGAAAAGCCUGCAGGAGGACCUGUGGAGGAGGGUCUCUCACUCACACAUGAAGAUGGUUGAAAUAGACCACCUCCUGAUCAACCACACCUGUCUGCAGCCCAUUCUGGAGAACAACUCAGAGAAUAUCCAAGUGUUUGUUGAAGAUUUCCUGCAGAUCUUCACAGCUCUCCUUCAGGAAAAGAGGGGAUUGACUGUGCCUGGGAGAGCCUGGGGGAGGAAGAAGCACAGCCUGCCUCCUAUCCGCUCAACCCCGGCUCCAGAGCUGAGCAGCAAGGCGUGCUCUGAGAGAGAGGGGCCUGAGGGAGCCACAGGUGGGACUGAAGCCCAGCAGGAAACCUACAGUGAGGAUUAUGCAGGGGGAGAGCGCCCGCGCCCUGGUGAAUAACAAGCAGCACGUGGAGGAGCAGAGGGAGCGCUAUUGAGCCUACGAGGUGCUGAUGGAGGAAGUGCACGUGGGGGAGGGGGAGGAGGGCGGAGCUGCGUUCUACCGUGAAGACUACGAUGAUGAAUAGGAUGACACGUACGAUGGCGGACAGGUGGGAGCUGCUGGCCUGGAGGCGAGUUCAAACAGCUUCAGCUGGGGCACUGCAUUCCACUGCCCAGUGAUUCUACAGGCUCUAUACUAUACUCAACUAGCCCUUCACCGCCCCGCAGGAACUGUAUGACGGGAGGGAAGAGGAGGAGCUGAAGGAAGAGAGGGAUGAUGAAGAGGAGGAAGAGGAGAAGGUACAGAUUUACUUUUCACAGAUAGGAGAGAUGCUACAGAGGUCUGGACUACAGGAACAGCAUGUGAAGAGAGAGCGCAGAGCAAUACACUAGAGCAGGUUACGUUUCUUAUUGUUAUGUCAUACUGGGAGGCAGACUGCCUUACAAAAUUAAAUUGUAAAUCUCUUUUUUUACACCCAUACUAAAAAGGGCUGUUGACUGCAUGAGCCAUUAACUUAAUAAAGCAACCAAUAGCUAAAAUUACCCUAGUGCAAUACAUUCAUAGGUACCUUUUUCUGUCAUAUAAUAGGAGUUCACUUCCUUCUAGUGGUGCAGGUAAUAGGACUCCCCCUGACCCUCAGUUUCCUAUGGGCAGCUUAGAAUGCAAGUCCCGUAGUGAAAUAGUUUGAAAAAGCAAAGUCAACAGAAGUUCAUGACUAGUGAGAAAGGCUGCCAUCUGUACAUGUGGAAGCAUCUGCUUUUAACAUUGGUGAUAGAUCCAUAAGUUGUAAGCUAACAUGGAGCCACAGACAAGUCAGUACAAUUGAUAUCUUUGGUUUGAUUUUGUUUUGUGUGGCAGGCACACUGGCUCAGUGAAAUUAUGGUUCAUUACUAAAUAACCCAUCCUUGUUUCAUGAAAGAUUAGAUGUACUUGUGUGCCAGUUUAUCUGUGUUAAAGAACUACUGCUUCAACGCUGAAUCAGGAUCCGAGCCCUUCUCACCAAAUGAAUACUCUGACGCAUACAUGUGGAAAGUAAAUCUAGAGAUUGUCUUGCUUGUUUUUCAACGGUUUUAAGGGAAUUAUUUUAUUUAAGUUUUCUUUCACAUGACACUACAAUCUCUGUAAAUUGAAAAUCCAUAAUUAUAAAAUAAUAAUAAAAAACAUUUUAUUUAAAGGUGUGUUCUUGCUAAAAUAGUUUUGCUAUCCUUCUGCAGUGUGGAAGUGCUGAUGGAAUAGAAAGGGCAUAAAAAUUAUUAGAUAAAAAUGUGCCUUUCUGCAUCUACUCCCACCACACUGCUUACCAAACGAGGAGGACUGUUCAAUCCCCAUACUGUUAGCUAUUGGGUUAUUAUUAUUAUUAUUUAUUUAUUUAUUUAUUUAUUUAUUUAUUUAUUUAUUUAUUGAUAAAUUUGGA